AUAGAGGGCCGCAGCAGAGGCCAGGCAGCUCAGACCCAACUGUCUCUUGAACAGACCAGCUCAUACCUACAGCCAUGGCACCCACUGUUGUUGGACACUUCUUUAAGGAUCACAUGACUCCGGCUCACAAGCUGAGAAAGCCAAUGGUGGAGAAGCUGCGGCGAGAUCGCAUCAACACAAGCAUCGAGCAGCUCAAGUCUCUGCUGGGGCCGGAGUUCCUCCGCCAGCAGCCGGACUCCAAGCAGGAGAAGGCCGAUAUCUUGGAAAUGGCUGUGGCCUACCUGAGAAACUGGAGGCAGCAGCAGCAGCAGCAGGCGGCCGAGACCUGUGACCGCAGGGCCGCCAGCGAUGGCUACUCCCACUGUGUCCAGGAGGCGGUCAGCUUUCUGUCGCACUGCAAGAUCCACACUCAGGCCCACAGCCAGCUGCUGGGCCACUUCCAAGGCCUGCAGACACCUGGCCGGACCCACCAACGCGCCGGCAGCCGCUCUCCUCCGGCAUCACCGCUGCACCAAGCCGGUAAAGGUGUGAACCUUAGCAACGGCACCCUGUGGAGACCCUGGUAGGAAGGAGGAAGUGAUCCUCUCUAUCCACGUCUGUGAAGUUGGAGCCUCCUGAAGAGCUCUGAAGCCCCGGUGAGGCACAAUGUGCCGGCUAUCUUCUGGACUGAUCUGAUUCAGGUUCUACUGAACAUCCAGCCAUGUGAAAACUACUUCACUCUGUGAAUGACUUGACUCUGGCUUUUGAAAAGCAAACUAUCUGAAAUGAUAUCUGUCCGUCAAAUCUUAUAUGUGAACCCAUGUUGGGUGUGAACACUGUGUGUUCCAGUAACUUCUGUUUUCAUCGAUAAACACAACCUCAUCUGGAUCCUGUGGAUCCAUGUUUAAUGUUCAUCACGCUGUGAUGUUUCUUGACUCUUUGUGACCUUGGAAAAUGUAUGAUGGAAUAUUUCUAUUGACCCUGUGGUUGUCAAUAUUUCCCACGUUUCUGUCAUCUGACUAGUACCUUCUGCGAAGGUGAUCAGUGUUUUCUGUGAAGAACCUCUGCAUUUGCUUCCAUGAGAAGU
This is a messenger RNA of Synchiropus splendidus (mandarinfish), 1066 nucleotides long. RefSeq names its product transcription factor HES-5-like. NCBI's taxonomy places the organism in Eukaryota, Metazoa, Chordata, Actinopteri, Syngnathiformes, Callionymidae. The transcript is spliced from 2 exons. The record is from RefSeq and is a predicted model, not a curated record. Gene Ontology annotation, molecular function: DNA-binding transcription factor activity, RNA polymerase II-specific; protein dimerization activity; RNA polymerase II cis-regulatory region sequence-specific DNA binding. Gene Ontology annotation, cellular component: nucleus. Gene Ontology annotation, biological process: regulation of transcription by RNA polymerase II; regulation of neurogenesis; anterior/posterior pattern specification. Bases 75 to 566 code for a protein of 163 amino acids.